AUUGACCUGUUGCUGCGAUCAGUGUGUGCCUGGGAUUUGGGCGGCAAAAUGCAGCUACCACCGCAUGAAGCUGCUGCCCACUCCUCGAAGAUGCGGCCCUUGCCAUCGGUGCACGGGGUUUUGUCUCCGGAGGUGUGUGCCAAGGCCUUCUUCUCGACCACUUCGGGGGAUUCCUUGAGGAACCACUUUGCCGAUGGUCCAGUUAAUGCGCAGAUGGCAAGGAGUUCAUCCUUUCAAUCCAUCCUGCAACCGCCGACCAGAUAUCAGCCGGGGGUAGACAGUGGCAUGAGAAGGUCAAUGUGUACGUACCAUUCCACCUUUACGCCUUGCUCUUUGGAUGCAUGGGGUCCCACGAAUGAGCUUCGGGAACUCUACAAGCAGCAGUCGCGGGGUGCUGGUGCCAAUGCUCCGAAACCUCCACUCUCAGCAGUCACGACAACGAAGUCCUCGUACCCUGCAUAUGAUGCCCAAGCUUCCAAUGCAGUGCUUAGCAAGACCCAGCGGCCCCAUGAGGUGGUGCAUGUGGAUCCCUCGGCCAAGUUCCUGGAAAGCUCUUCGGUUCUUCAUCGGGACUUCCGACGCUUUGAUCAGAAGCAGAUGCGGAGAUGCCACAUGAAGCCCGCAGCACCGCCACGGGAAGCAAAGCUGGCUCCGCCCUUGUGCCCCGACAAAGAGUCGCGCUUCCAAGGGGUGACCCAGUACCAACGGGACUAUGCCUACUGGCGCUGAUGGAUGGUCCGGUCGACCCCCAACGGAACCCUUGCGCCGCACCGGCUUGGCCAUUUUCGCGCGUGCGUGUGCCGUGUACAAAUAGAAGUGCAGAAAUGAAGGAUUUCCAACUGACCUCGUAUUUGUAGGGCGGAAGGUUGCAAACUUUUCCGAACACGGUUUCUCUCUCCACG
This is a messenger RNA of Durusdinium trenchii, 902 nucleotides long. The record is from the annotation of a GenBank genome assembly. NCBI's taxonomy places the organism in Eukaryota, Dinophyceae, Suessiales, Symbiodiniaceae.